AUGUCGGCCUUGCCGGAAAGAUCCGCAGAGUUUGGCCGCCAGACGACGGACUUCGGGCGCCAGAUCACCCCUGUGCCUGUGAGGUCGACGGCAUUUGCGCGGCAAACGAGCCCUUGGGAAGCUGGAGCCCUCAACGACUUGGAGGACUACAUCUUCUCAGGCCGCUUCGGCUCCCAGACAAACAAUGACAAGAAAGGCGACGUGGAGGAGGCGGCCGUGUGUGCAGAGUCCAGUCAGUCCAGUCAGGCCUCUGAGUCGACGUUUUCGGAGGACGGAGAUGAAAGGCUCUCUUUGUGGACGCGGCGCACAAUCGGUUUGCCUUUGGGUGGUUUCUUCCUGGCUUUCUUGAAUGCCACAGUGACAGGCGUCGCUUAUGGCUUCUUCCUCGGAUACAUGGGCUUGGACUCAAACGUCAUGAUGUCGAUCACGGCACUCAUGAAGCUUCCACAAGUGCUGCUUCUUCCUUUCGGCAUGAUGAACGACUGCCUUCCCAUUUGCGGUCUCAACAGGAAGCCGUACUUCCUGGCAUCCUGGCUCAUCUGUGCCUGCGCGCUCUUGAUCAUGAGCUUGUGGACCCUUCCCGGGCCCUACUACUGUCAACAUCCUGAUGGCAGCUACGACACAUUGUCGCCGCCUUGCAAUCCAACAAUCCAUGCGGAAAAGAAUUGGUACAUCUUCCCCAUGUUUGUUCUUGUUGCAGGCGUGCAAAUGGGCUGCGUGGCAGGGGAGGGCCUCUUGUUGCAGUACUCUCAGUGCGAGCCUCUGGAGUCCCGCGGGAAGAUGAAGGCUGAGUUCACCAUGGUCACGAUGGCAGGCUCACUCGCUUCCUCGGCAGUCAUUGGGGUCUUCAUGAACAGCAAGGAAUACUUGGGCACCUUCGAUUGGGGUAUCUCCUUCAAUGGCUUAAUGAUGGUGUGCUUUGUCAUCUCCGCCAUGUUGCUGCUGAUCUGCAUGGUGAGCGUCUACGAGCCCAGGAAGGUUGAGCGGCCCUCGUUCCGGGCACACAUGGAUUCGUCUUGGAAUUUGAUCCAAAGCAAAUGCUUGUCCGGCGUGUUGAUCUUCGCCUUCGUUUUCCAGUUCUUCGCUGGGUUAAGUACGACCGCGGCGCCCAUGGUCAGGAGCCAGUGGGCCGGAGUCCGGGUGCUGCAGCAGCAGCUGUUUCAGAUGGCCGGGAUGUUCGUGAUGAUGGCGGCCACCUGGGUCUACAAAGUCUACUUGUUGCAGUCUUGUUGGCGGAAGGCCAUCCUCAUAGCUACUGUGGCGGUGACGGUUUGCGACUCCUUGCCGACCUUCUUGGCGAUCUUCGAUGUGGUCCGAGACCAGUACUUCUAUUUGGGCGAGGAGAUUGUCGGGGCCGUGCCCACCACGGCUUUGGCCUUGAUCCUGAACUUGAUGGUCAUCGAACUCUCGGAGCCGGGGCAGGAGGGUUUGACAUACGGCCUCGUUGGCACAGUGAUGCACUCCAGUCAGCCGCUGUCCGUGGCUGUCUCCAACCAAGUCUCCUCCCUGUUCCAGCCCUCGUUGUCCAAGCCCGAGAACUACCAAAGGGACGAAGACAGCUUCCGCCGCACCGUGGCCCUGUCCUACGCGCUGACGUACCUCUGCUCCAUGCUAGGGGCCCUGGCGCUCCCUCUGAUCCCUCGGCAGAAGCAGGAUGCUCAAGCGAGGAAGGGGAAGGGCCGCAACCGAUGCAUGACCGCCCUGGUCAUCUUGAUCCCAGCCCUUUGCCUGCCCUACGGCAUCACCGUGCUCCUGCUGACCAGCCAACCCCAAACCGCUUGCCUUCGCUUCGUUGGCGGCCCGGGCUGUGCCUGA
Molecule: messenger RNA, 1815 nt
Organism: Symbiodinium natans
Lineage: Eukaryota; Dinophyceae; Suessiales; Symbiodiniaceae
Source: the annotation of a GenBank genome assembly